Molecule: messenger RNA, 3516 nt
Organism: Tachysurus fulvidraco (yellow catfish)
Lineage: Eukaryota; Metazoa; Chordata; Actinopteri; Siluriformes; Bagridae
Gene: trabd2a
Product: TraB domain containing 2A
Exons: 7
Coding region: 447-1982 (511 amino acids)
Biological process (GO): negative regulation of Wnt signaling pathway
Cellular component (GO): membrane
Molecular function (GO): metalloendopeptidase activity
Source: RefSeq, a predicted model, not a curated record
GGGUGAAGGGAGAGGGGAGAGGGGGGUAGGUAAGUCUCAGUGAUGCUCCAGUCUUCAUUCACUCCCCUCGCGCGGACAAACGCGGAGCUGAUGCGCGGUUUGUUCACGGUUGAAGUUGGACCUGUUUCUGACCUGUUGCAUGACUUUUUUUUUACAUGCAAGCUGUGUACAAUACCAACCCCUGCGUUCCAGGGCUGCUUAGAUGUUCGUCCAACUAAACUGUCAUGUAGUUCAGAUAGUAAAAAAGUUUUGUUUUCUUUAAGGUAGAGAAAAAUAAAUAAGGCACGUGCAUGUAAACGGUGAUAGCGAGACACGCGUUUGACAGCAUGGCGGAAACGCACUGUACCGUUCACCGGAUCCCCGUCACCCCGGAGCCCUGAGAGCGGACGGCAGCGGGAUAUCAGUCCGUGGAAGAUCAACCGGAAAGCGUGAAGCGCGGAGCCGAAAUGGUGCUCACGCGGUGCGCGUUCAUGCGCGCGUGCCUCGCGCUGCUCAUGCAAGCCAGCCAGUGGAGCGCCAGGGAGAGCUCGAGCUGCGACCUCAACAGGAAGCAAAGUGAGCUCAAUUCCUUCCUGUGGACAAUUAAGCGUGACCCACCGUCGUAUUUCUACGGCACCAUCCACGUGCCCUACACAAGGGUUUGGGACUACAUCCCAGAGAACUCCAAAAAAGCCUUCCAGGAGAGCAAUAUUGUGUACUUUGAACUGGACCUCACCGACCCGUACACUAUUUCAGCACUGACGCGGUGCCAGCUGCUACCGCAAGGUGAGAACCUGCAGGACGUUCUGCCGAGAGACAUUUACCGCCGCUUGAAGAGGCAUCUGGAGUACGUCAAGCUCAUGAUGCCAUCGUGGAUGACUCCAGAUCAGAGGGGAAAGGGUCUGUAUGCUGAUUACCUAUUCAACGCCAUUGCAGGUAACUGGGAGCGCAAACGACCUGUAUGGGUCAUGCUCAUGGUGAACUCGCUGACUGAGGCGGACAUUAAGACACGUGGUGUUCCAGUGCUGGACCUCUACCUGGCUCAGGAGGCAGAGAGGAUGAAGAAGAAGACGGGGGCGGUGGAGAAGGUUGAGGAGCAGUGUCAUCCUCUCAACGGGUUGAACUUCUCCCAGGUGAUUUUUGCCCUGAAUCAGACGCUGCUUCAGCAGGAGAGUCUCCGGGCCGGGAGUCUGCAGGUCCCCUACACCACUGAGGACCUCAUUAAGCACUACAACUGUGGUGAUCUUAACUCCAUCAUAUUCAACCACGACACUUCACAGGUGCCCAACUUCAACAACGUCACUCUGCCUCCUAGUGAACAGAUCACAGCUCAGGAGAUUGACAGCUACUUCCGUCAGGAGCUCAUCUACAAGCGCAAUGAGCGGAUGGGCAAGAGGGUCAAAGCUUUGCUGGAGGAACAUCCUGACAAGAGCUUUUUCUUCGCUUUCGGUGCAGGUCACUUCCUGGGCAACAACACUGUGAUCGAUGUUCUGAGAAGCCAAGGCUACGAGGUGGAGCACACGCCAGCUGGCCAGCCCAUUAGCAGUGGCAAAAGAUCCAGCCAUCCUACAGACAGAGAGGAUGAUAACGCAUCAGAUGUGGAGUCACCAAUUGAAGCCUUCUUCCAUGAAGACCAAGAAUGGCGUCCCAUGGAGGAAGAGGAGGAUACUCCACCCCAUUUGCUGCUCCCGGACAGCUUGGAGCUUCUUGAGAAGGUGGAGCGCAAGCUGAAGAAGAAACGGCGCAACAGGCUAAAGAAGCAACGCCACCGGCAGUUCAAUGACCUCUGGGUCCGCAUGGAGGAGAGCACAACGCUAGAACCACCUCAGCCGGUCGUCCGCAUAAUAAACGGCUACAUCACGGUCCAGUCCGAUUCACAAGCUCAUGGAAGGUCCGAUCACGACAGGACAUUUUCAGGCUCCACCCACACAAUGGGAGGGGCUUCCUUCACCAUGCUGAUAUUGUGCCUUCAGGUGAUGGUGCUUCUUGGCUUAAACCAUUAAAGCAUCUAUGUGACCUCGAGCUUGACCUUGUGACGUCCCACACUUCAGAAAGACUCUCAGAGUGAAGAAAAAGACUGCUGUACGUUCUCCUUUAAAGAGUUCUUCAUUUUCUGAAGGACUGCAACUGAUUCGCUGCAAUCGAGUGCAGACUCUGUAAAUACCAAAUGUAUCAUAGAUGUAAUUUAGAGACAUGAAUAAAAAUGGAUGCUUCUUGUUCAUUUUUAUAUAUAAAUAAGAUUCGCUAUAUUUUUGUGACUAAAUGAGAUACUAACAAACUUUUUUUUUAUGCCAUAACUCCCUUAUUCAGGGAAAGCAAUGCUUCACUAUUUACAUUCAUCCUCGAAUGUGUUUGCUUUUUUAUUACAAGGAAUUUAUUUGUUUAAUUUAUUAAAUAUAUAGCUUUAGUUCAAUCUUAUUAUUAUUAUUAUUAUUAUUAUUAUUAUUAUUAUUAUUAUUAUUAUUAUUAUUAUUAUUGUGUUCCGACAGCUCUUUCUGGUUCAGACUGGCUCUUUUUUCCGUGCUUUCUAAAGAUUUUCCGUACGACCGUCAUACACUAGAACAAUAACAUACAGUACACAUAUGUGGCACCGAGUUAUGAUUCUGUGAUCGAAAAUAAAAUAUUUAAAAUAUUCAAUAAACUAUUUAUCUAGUUAAAGUCUCAUGUGUGAAAAGAAGAAAAAAAAUCAGGAAUGCUUGAUUUUAUUAAGUGUGUCAAAUGGCUUGGUGCCUGUUUAGAACAGAGCGGAGCUCCAGGGGAAUUUUAUUACACGAUCGUCAACUUCCUUAAAGGUUGCCACGGAACAGCGUUCGCCAAUGAGACAUCACCUAUCCAGUUGGGAGAAAACGAUGAGGCGUUUUCAGGGCACAUCUGGAGCUUUGCUGUUCAGGGUCAAAUCGACAACAUCUUCAGCGCAGCUUUUCACAGCUUUCUUUAAAUGCUGAAUGAAAAGUUUAGGAUUUUUCAACACAUUUAAUGGAUCAACGGUGGGCACCAGAUGGCUCGCAUUUUAUUCCGCACACAAGAACCCGAGUCAUUUUUCAUGGUUCACUUGUGGAACAUGAAGACCCAGAUGUUAUAAAAAAAACCAAAACUUGGUAUCUGGCAACCGGGCUCCAUAUUGUUUUAUAUGUACGUGUUAAAAAUCCGCCGCAUUGGCCAAAAAGGAAGAAAUUCAUCUUGAUCUGGGUGGAGAAACACAGCUCAGGAUGUAUUUUGUCUCCACUGAUUUAGCCAUCACUGCCUGGCGUCUGAGCCGUGUUGGGGAAAAUGAUUCAGUUUAGCUUAUUUGUGUAUGUUUUAUUAGCUAUGACUUUGAGUGGACAUUACAGCAUGUGCGCUGUGUGAGCCAUGUUUGCAGCAAGCUCGAGGGGUUUGAAAUGUAACGUGUAAACAGUUCACUGCCCUUGUAAUUGUGGCUUUGCUUUUAUUCAGAUGUAAUGGACUUCACGCGGUUGAGGUUGCUAGAAAUAUUUGGAUACAUCAAGCAGAUAACAUGUCUGGUUCCAGCUGACAUUAAAGCGGCUAUAAAUCUAU